Messenger RNA from Zychaea mexicana, 249 nucleotides. RefSeq lists its product as uncharacterized. NCBI's taxonomy places the organism in Eukaryota, Fungi, Mucoromycota, Mucoromycetes, Mucorales, Lichtheimiaceae. The coding region runs from base 1 to 204 and encodes 67 amino acids. The record is from RefSeq and is a predicted model, not a curated record. The transcript is spliced from 2 exons.
AUGCGAAAAUACGGUUCGUGGCUCAAAAAAAAAACAACAGACAAACUGACGGCAAUAUGGGCUACUGAAAAAUCGACAACACAUCAAGACAGAAAGGCAGAACCAAGCAGCGAAGUGCCUGUACUAGUACUUUUAACAGGGGGCUAUCAUUACUUAGGACGUGAACUUACUAACAGCUGCAGGACUACACGACUCUUUUUAUAAGUACUCAAGUCAAAACAUCACCUAGAUUAGAAAUGCAUAUAUAUA